GGGAACGCAAUCAAUGUAAACACAAAUGAGGUUUUUAGUAUCUCUUUCAUGAGACUGAGUGAAUAAUAACCAUCAAAGAAUAAUAUGAUGGCGUAUGUAUCGACAAGCGUUAUUAAAAUAUGCAGUGAGUUCCUUUUGUAAGGCAACGUUGCGCCGGAAGAGACCCUCUCAGUGACUCAGUCAGAGUUGAAAGGUUAUCAAAGUUGGUUAACGUCGCGUUAAGCUAGCAGCCGGAGAAGCUUGUUCUAAAAAUUAUAAAAAUGUCAACCACAGAAGAAAGCACAGAGGAUACUGUUCCAUGUGUGGUCGUCACUAGCUGUGACAGUGGCUUUAAAGAAGAAGAACUGAUCAAACAGAUCCUCGGUUCGAUGACUUUGCCUGAGCCGAUCAAGAGAGAAGAAUCCGUAGCCUGGUAUCCAUGGACUAUCAACAACAAAUAUUACACAGCAGAUGUCAGGCUGUGUGUCGUUCCAAGCACUUUUCAGAUGUCGUCAGAGAUUGCACAGUCUAUGCAGGCUUUCAUCGCUUAUUUUGACAGUACAGUGAAGGAUGGUCUGGAAAAGCUACAUUCCUGGAUACCAGUGGUGGAAGAUCUUGCUCCAGAGGUGCUCAUUCUCGUGUGUGACAGAGUCUGUGAAAAUGGGGUCACCAGACAUGAAGCACAACAGUGGUGUUUGGCUCAUGCUUUUGAGUUGGUGGAACUAAAUCCACAGGAGCUGCCAGAUGAGGAUGAUGACUUUCCAGAAUCCACUGGAGUAAAGCGAAUCGUCCAGGCUCUCAAUGCCAACGUGUGGUCCAGCGUGGAGAUGAAAGAUGGCCACAAUCAAGGCUUUGGUCUGAUGAGUAGUUUGGUGGCUUCCAGACACAACCACCCACACAACUGUCGAGAUCCUCCAUCUUACAGCUUACCUGAAGAAAGCUCACUUGUUAGUGAGGAGGUUAACCAUACAGAAAGCAGUACAAACACAGACACACAGGCAGAAACAGUAGUUGAUGCAAUGACUGAUUUGGACAUUCAGGAACUCGCUAAUCUCACAGCUGGAGAUGCAGAUGUGGAUAACUUUGAACGUCUCUUUACCAAAUUAAAAGAGAUGAAAGAGAAGGCUUCUUCAUUACCUCAUGAGCAGAGAAAGGUUCAUGCAGAGAAGGUAGCAAAAGCAUUUUGGAUGGCCAUUGGUGGCGAUGAUGAUGAGAUCGAUGGGUUAUCAUCGGGUGAAGAAAGCUAAAAGUAGCUACCUGUGACUCUAUCUUUUCUUCUCCUGAUCUUCCUCCUUUCCUGGGGUUCCUACAAGAUCCAGCACCCAUUGGCAUGCUUCUUGAACCUGGAAAGUGGAUAUACUUACAGAUGGUACUGUAGGUAUAGUCUUUGAUUCUUAAAUGAUUGCAAUACUAAUGUAUAGUGAAAAACAAUUGAAUAUCUUGAUUAGGGAGAGGAGAGAGCAAAUGGAUGACCCUGACCCUCAGUCUUCUCCCCUUGGACCCACACUCUGCUUUAAGCCCUAAAUGAACCUUUAUACAUAAUGGGAAAAAAAACAAAACAAAAUGAAGUCAUGUGGGCUGUGGUUCAUGUAUCCGUCCUUUAGGUACAGUUGUCACAUAUUUUUGUAAGUGACAUAAUGUGCCUUAUCCUGAGGAAAGCUGUAAGACAUUUAAUGCACAUUCUGUUGAAUCAACAUAAAGUCUUGAUUUGAAA
Molecule: messenger RNA, 1693 nt
Organism: Scatophagus argus
Lineage: Eukaryota; Metazoa; Chordata; Actinopteri; Scatophagidae
Gene: aagab
Product: alpha and gamma adaptin binding protein
Exons: 10
Coding region: 261-1226 (321 amino acids)
Source: RefSeq, a predicted model, not a curated record